GUCGUCUUACGCAGGAUGAUGCGGAACAGGAAGACCAGGCCUUAGAACAAAUCCUAGAGGAACACACACACACACCACCAUCUCAUCUCUGUACUAAACACAGCUGGAACGAAUGUACACACAGUUAUAUAAAAGCAGUCACAGGGCUUUAAAGGGCCAAUCAGUGGUAUUUAUGACUGCUCGCACAAGAAGAAGGGUGAAAUUACUUCAUAGGCUUUAAAUGAGCAGUUUAUUCCACGUAGUUUCCCUUGCCGUGGUGGCCACUGUGUUUAGAUCUUGUGAGGACUAACCAGAGGCAAAGCUGCAACAGAAGAUGAUUUUUUUUUUUUUUUUUGCAUCUAAAAUGGGUCCUUUUCCAGAUAUACCAAAUAUCUUCCAAAUUUUGGUGAUAUCAACAAGUAUCAAAGCGUUAAAAAAAGUGUUUUCAGUGCUAUCAAUCAAUAAGUACUGAGUACUGUGUAGAUAUGUAAAAUAAUAAUGAAAUAAAUGUAGCUAAAGAUGUAUUCGUAGCAAUAUUCGAGUAUAAGAAGUCUCACCCUUGCUUCUGUAAAUAAUCUCACCUGCAUACUACAAAUGGGUAACCUGCCUAAUAUUGUGUAGCUCCCCCUUGUGCCACCAAAACAGCUCUGAUCCAUCGAGGCAUGGACUCCACAAGACCUCUGAAGGUGUGCUGUCGUAUCUGGCACCAAGACGUUUGCAGCAGAUCCUUUAAGUCCUGUAAGUUGUGAGGUGGGGCCUCCAUGGAUCAGACUUGUUUGUCCAGAACAUCUUACAGACACUCCGUCAGAUUGAGAUCUGUGGAAUUUGGAGGUCGAGUCAACACCUUGAACUCUUUGUCAUGUUCCUCAAACCGUUCCUGAACAAUUUUUGCAGUGUGUCCGGGAGCAUUAUCCUGCUGAAAGAGGUCACUGAUAUUAUCGUUAUCAUGAAGGAGUGUACUCAGUCUGCAAUAAUGUUUAGGUAGGUGGUACGUGUCAAAGUAACAUCCACAUGAACGCCAGAACCCAAAGUUUCCCCAGCAGAACAUUGCCCAGAGCAUCACACUGCCACCCCUGGCUUCCCUUCUUCCCAUAGUGCAUCCUGGUGCCGUCUCUUCCACAGGUAAGCUGCUGCUGGUUCACUGUUUGUCCUUGGAUCACUUUUAGUAGGCACUAACCACUGCAUACGGUGAACACCCCACAAGACCUUCCGUUUGGAAGACGCUCUGACCCAGUCGUCUAGCCAUCACAAUAUGAACCUUCUCAGAGUCGCUCGGAUCCUUAUGCUUUCCCAUUUUUCCUGCUUCCAACAUGUCAACUUUGAGAACUGACUUCACUUGCUGGCUAAUAAAUAUAUCCCGCCACUGUAACGAGAUAAUCAACAAUAUUCACUUCCCCUGUCACUGGUUUUAAUGUUAUGGCUGAUCGGAGUAUCUGUGCCAGGAUUCUUAUUCACAACCUGCUCUUUGUCUUUGGUUCCAUUCAAGGAUUGUUCCCCAUGUGGUCUCAGGAUGUUUUCCCUCCCCAGUUUCACCUCUGGCGUGCUCAUUAACAAACCAAAUAGAAAUCUACAUCUGGAUGUUUGUAAAGCUGCUUUGUGAUCAUAUCUACAGUAAUUAUAAAAGCGCUAUACAAAUAAAAUUUAAUUAAUGUGUUCAAUAAAUAGCUUUGUUUUACUCAGCUAACUCCGGUAUCACUAUUCAGGUAACAGGCGUUAAUAAGGUGUUGUAGUAACAAUCUACGGCCACUAGGUCAUGCUCUUAGCCACAACAGGGAUUCAAUCCUGGUCCUGUUUAAAUGUUAUUAUAAUCAAAUCAAAUAAAAAAGGAGACAAAAAGAUACGUAAAAUAUUAAUUUGUAAAAACGAAGACUUAUAAAGACCUAUAUUAUUCUAUAUAGAUGGAGAAAAGAAAUUGUUUCAUUUAAGUGUAUGUGUUUUUGGUGUUGGGCUUUUGGGGCGCCAGUGAAACAUCCAGUCCACCAGGUGGCGGUAGAACUCCUUUAAACAGCUUCAAAUCGAGGAAGAAGACAGCUGCGCUGGCUCUGAGCCGCCAUCUUGGAGAAAGGAACAGGCGGUCUAUUCAAAACGGAAGAACCUCUGUUGUGGAUUAGUUCCUGGCGUGGAUUAAAACAAAGACUACAUUCAAACAUUAAAUUAUAUACUUAUUUUAAAAUGAUGUGUUUAACCUAAUCAGUAGUCAGUAUUCAGCUACGGCGAAUUAUUUUUGAUGCGAUAUGCUAGUUUACUGACAACCGGAAAUAGAUAAACUAUUGUUGAUACGGUGGCGGAGGUUCUUGGGUUGCCAGAUAAUGUUCCGUAUCUAGUGCAAAUUUGUGUCAGCGCUUGUUGACUUAACUUUUUUUCGCGCGUUAGAUUAAUAAUUUCAUUGCUAAAAAGGUAAAUGUAGCAUAUAAUGGUAAUAUAUUUUGAAUGUUAAUUAAAAUGUAACGUUACGUUUUAGUGUCGAUAUUGCAGUUUAAUAUAUGAGUUGACAAUGAGUUUGUCUUGCUUAUCUGGUAACCCAGGUAGCUACGCAAGUUAUUUAACUGUCAAACCCAGCUUGGAUAGGCGGUGCGUUCAAAAGACACGUUGCCAUGGAUUUUCAGCAAACGCAACCGUCAGGUAUUUCCUACUGUCAGGUAUAUCUUAUACACCAGCCCUUUAAUGUAGGUUCACACCAGUCGGAGAGCCACGGAGAGAUGAUUUGCUAAACUAAACAACCCGAUUCCAGCGGAUUAGCCACAGUUCAAGAUAAACUAGAUUGCGAGUCACACAGUUGAGUGAUUACAAUUACAAUUAAAGCUUUUUAAAAUUGCAAUUAAAGUGAUUACAAUUAAAGCUCAUCAGAAUAAAUAUUGGAGGAUGAAACGAAAAAGUACCAAGGUGAGUCGACUGAGUCCUAAUGAGGAGGAGCAACUGAUCCGAGAAGAAGUGCAGAGAAGAAGAAAACUGAGAUUACAGCAAGUACGGGAACAAGAGCGCUACAUUGCGCUGCAGGUACGGCGUGAAGUGCAGGAGAGGAGAGAGAGAGAGCUGCAGAGUCUCGCCACGACGCUCCGGGAUGAGUGGCAAAAGCAGAGAGGAGAGAGAAUACAAACCCUGGAGAAACUCUACAAGGAAAACCUCCAAGAUGUGGGUCAGGGUCACCGCAAUGCCAAACAAAAUGAGCCGAAUCGGGAAGCUCUGGCUCUGAAAAAGGAGCAGAACGACACACGGGCAGCAGAGAGGCAUCAGAAGGCUCUCCAAAACCUCAUCACCCAAAGACAGGUUGAAGCGGAGCAGCGGAAUCGACACGUCGACGCACGGAAGAAGGCUCUGAUGGUGGAGAAGGAGAGGGCAGCAAAAAUCGCCAGCCUUCCUCACUCAGCCCCUGACCCCAUAGAGAGUGUUGCGAUUCAGACUCCACUACAACCCAAAGUGUCCAAAGUGGAACAUUACUCCGUCACACACCACCACAUCCCAGAGACCGCGGUGGACAGAGAAUCGGAUACCGUCCAGCCGGAUGCUCAGGAGGCAGCAGCGUUGGAGGCUCGGCGGCUGGAGGAGCUGGAGAAAGAUGAAGUCCGUGAUCGGCAGGAACAACUUGAGCGGGCGCGACUCCGAGGAGACCAUGCUCUUCGUAAGGAAAAAGGCAUACAGAACAACGCGAGGUUGCUGUGCGAGUUGGAGCGGCUGCAGCAGGCCGAGAUGCAGCGGCGCAGGCACGUGGUGAACAGCAUGCCAGCGCAGAUCUUCCAACCGCUCUACAGACGUGAUGACACGAGAGCCGAGCAGCAGAGAGACCUGGAAAUCGCCUUUCAGGACUUGUGCACUGAGGAUAAAGAGAUCAGAGACGACUUGGGACUUCAGUCGGUGUCCGAGCCUCUUCCUCCUCCUGUUCCGUCUUCUAAAACUGACAGCGGACAUGAAUGUGACCUGGACCUGGAUGUGACCCUUGAACCCAAGGAGACACCAUGUGAGAAGGAUGAUGAUGACGCUUCUCAAAGCCAGUCUAUGAGGUCCUCAGUGCCUGCAGAGGGUACGGGUAGGAUGGCUCUGAGGAGGCUGCUGGGUCGCAUCAGGACUCAGAGGGACGAGUGGAGCAGGAGGGAGCCUGCAGUAGGGCAAGGAAGGGUCGGAGUGGAGAACACCAUCAGUGAACAUGGAUCACCGAGCAAUGUGGAAUGGCAGCAAGCUUCUAGUCUGGAAGAAGGCACAGUUGACACAUCAGUGGCAGAAAAUAAUUCCAAGGUGAGUGAAGACUCCAUUGUGUCUGGACCCGUGCUGCAGCCCGAUGACCAGAACAUAGAAAUGGACAGGAGCGCGAGGGAAGAGGAGCUGAAGAGGCAGCAGCAGGAACAGUUUGCCCUGCUACAGGAGCUGGAGGAGAAACGGCGGAGUCUGGAGCUUCAGCUAGAGGAGGCACAGCUGUGUAGGCAGAGGCUACAGGAUGCUCUGCAAGUGCCUUCUGGGAUGUGUAGUUUACAGGAAAUGCCAACACCACCUCCACCACCACAGGAAAUGGUUUCCAAACCUUCACCUGAGGUGAAGGCGUCGGCCGCUCUAUCAGACAGUAUGCACAUACAGAGACUCCGAGAGUAUCAGCAAAGACUCCUGAAGCAGAACCGACUGCAUAAGAAGACUAUCGAUGACGCUUGUCUGAGUCUUGAGGAAUACAAGCAAGCGUUGAAGAUGCGCUAUGCUCCUGUUUCCAUGGCAGCAGGACAAUCACAACCACCACCACGUUCAGCUAAUGAGGAAACCGUUUGCUCUUUUCCUUCUUUGCCUCACGGGACACUCUCGACUGCAAUCACACACCUUUCAGACAAAGACGCUGGCUCUCCCAUCCCUCGUGAGACGCCAGCGGCGAAUAAAAAACAAAGCCACAACGUCGUCGUCCGUCCAGACCCAACACUGCUCUUUCAGCCUCCUCUACCUGGUCCCAGCCCCACCCGAACCACACACCCAGACACCCAUGCACAACCUGUCUCCGCACCCAUCAGUAUCUCUCACUCACGCCUAGAGGAUGGCUUGGCUUCGAUUCCACAACCAGCAGCCAGCUCCUCAUUAGACAAGAGGUUUUCAGAUGGAACAUCAGAGCGUCAAGAAGUUCCUCUACUGCCCCCUGCCGUGUUCCUGGAGUAUCUGCGAAGCAGGCGUUCUCCGGCACCGCCCGCACACCUCACUCCGAUCUCUCAGCAGGCCUCAACAGAUCGUGGUGUUGUGCUGCAGGAAGAGGUUGAGAACCGUGAGCCAUGUUGGGAUUCAGAAAUGGAGAAAAAUCAGCAGGUCAGAGAUCGGAUACGAAAACACAGAGAUGCCCUGCAUGCGCUACUUAGAGAACAGCAUGCGAAGUCAGUCUCACUGGGAAUGCAGGACUUCAGUGCUGUUAUGGACGCUCAUGUGACGGAUUAUAAGAAGAGUAAUGAACUCCUGCCGGUCUCUACAACACCGAGUCAGAGCCACGCCCACACCCAACAAACUGCGGUGUUUGAGUCCAGUGCAAGUCCUGUAUCUGCAGAACAUCCUCGGUUCGAGUCAGCGAGCGGUGGCGUACGAGUGAAUCCGCCGGUCUCUUGCCCGCCGCGGACGCUCCAGAUCCUCCUGCAGGAUUUUGAACAGCACAAACUCAGCACCAUUGAGGAAGUGGACACUCCAGUUAAUGUUACCAUGCAGGAUACAGCCGCCGAGGUGUGUGUGGAGAGCUCGUCAGCUGAGUGCUCCGAUUACUCCACCUCCGGCAGUCUCUCUUUGACCCCAGCCGCCGUGAGCUCUGAGAGCAGUCAGGGACCGAGCUUAGGCUCAGAGGUCAUGAGGUCAGAGGACAGCACACGCGGACCCAGCAAACUGUCAUGGAGAGACAUGCUACAGCUGGAAUCGGCAGCUUCACGUGCAGGUACAGACUCUACAGGGCAGCAGCAGGUCGAGGAGCUGGAGCUGGUCUUACCAAAUGAUGGAGCCUCCGCUGUGCCAGAUUUUCUCUCUUCCACCACCCUCUCAACAGGCAGCUACUUCUCUAGUGAACAUGAUCCCAAUUUCAACAUUGCAGAUUCUUCUUUGUACAGUAAUGAAUUUCCUGCAAGGCCUGGAGCCUCUCUCGCCUGCUGUGGUGGUAGUUUGUUCGAGACAAAAGACUCCUCGCGUUGCAGUAACAGUCUACAGCACAUCAUCAACAAAUACACUAAAGAGCUGGACAAAUCCCUCAGAUCAGUUUACACAGGAGGCAGCGUCUCUGAAGUAACUGCUCCGGAAAACUGGAACGCAAUUUUAAGUUUCUGUGCAGAGCAGAACACUGAUCCUGGAACACUCGCAGCACCACAACUACCAACGCUCCCGCUACAGUGCAACCUGCAGGACAGCAAUUCCCUUAAUACCACUAUGCAGGAUACCUUUCAGUCUCUUUCUCCUGAGAUCACAAACAACGACAUGACGGAAUGUUCCACAACUCUCCGACUUCCAUUAAAUCCACCUGUGGAGGACUCCAACACUAACACAGACACAACUGCCUCUGAUUGGCUUGACUGUGGAUUUCCACAGCACGGCUCCAGUACAGAUGGCCAAUCAUCAUCUGCGUCUGCAGGCGUUCCCCAGUGGGAAUGGACACUGGGGAACGAUAGCGAAUUAAGGAAUCUAGAAGCAUCUGUCUCACACGAAGAAGUGUCCAGGCUGCAGAACCAUGGCGAGGUGACGAUUAGCACUCUUCCACAAAAAAGCUUUGACGAGACAGAGAUGUCCCGAUCUACUGAUAGGUCAUGCAGUCAGUUGGGGGAAGUGGAGCACAGGAGGGAGCUGCACAGCUGCCAAGACGCUUCUGCAAAGAACCGAGAAAAAGCAAAAGAGUUCAGAAUGAAAACCUUGGAGAAACUAAGGGCUAAACAAAUAAUCCGUAAUCCUGUCUAAUCUGUUUGCUAAACAUUUUAAACACAUCUUUGGUGUUUUGCUAACUAUGUAUUUUAAUUUAUAUAUUAAAAGAUUCUACUUUCCAAAAUUGUGUACUGUCUGUCAAACUCGUUCAUUCGUCAUUCAUCCGUGGAUCCAGAGCCUGUCCCGGGAACUCUGAGGCAGGAACACACUCUGGAUGUGAUGUCAGUCCAUCUCGGAGCAGCACACACACACACACACACACACACACACACACACACACACACACACACACUCACACCUUCAGGUAGUGAAUAGACACAUGGUGCCCAUCUGUAAAAUGAAUUAUAUUAGAUAUUAUAUAGUGAUAUAUUUAUAUUUGCUGUUCUCCUUGAGAGCAAGCCUCACAAGGCCGUGCCGGUUUCAGUUAGGCUUCCAUUUAGGUUCUCAGGAUAUCUGUUACAGAAUAAUGGAGAUAACAUUUCAAGUUCGUGAGCUUCUCUUGACUCCCGAUUGGAAAUGAGUAUUUAAAAAGCAUCUUAGUUUGUCACUGAAAAGUCCCUUAACUCCAGAAUGAUCCCAGUGGUGUUGUAUUAUCUAUUUUAAGCUUCUGUUUCUAAUGUUUUAAGUAGAAGAGCAGUACAAUAGGCUAGUAGCUCCCACGCAGGCCAAUCAUUAUUUUUAGAUAAGGAAUGGAAGAGAAUUAAUGCUGAAGUAUAAUUAGCUCUAUACCUUGAUGCCACCCGCAUGCAUUUGACUCACUACUGUUUAAGCCCAAUGGGUUGUUUUUUUUCUAAGCUAGCUGUCUCUCCUUAACAAACUGCUCCAUCUUGGCACCCUGUGAUUUCUCAAUUACUUUCCAAGACACUUUAAAUCCAAGAUUUCGGCAAAGUUAUUACCCAACAUAUGUAGGUUGGAAUAAGUAAGCAUUAUAUUUAAGUCUUAUUCCCAGAAGCAUCUGCUUAGUGCCAUGGAUUGUGGCUAUGUUUCUGUUCCGGCGCUGGAGCUUGGUCUGAGUGCAUUAUUUGUCACUUUUGAUCAUGAUAUCUUAAUGGAAAGACCUCCCUGGUUGAGAUAUUACUUGACCGACCAUUACCUAUUUGUUAGCACCAAAUGAAAAUUCCUGAGAGACUAGAAAGUGCUAUAUGGUGCCACACGGAUCUGUUUAGGCUCCCCCAGCCGCU
Molecule: messenger RNA, 8003 nt
Organism: Ictalurus furcatus (blue catfish)
Lineage: Eukaryota; Metazoa; Chordata; Actinopteri; Siluriformes; Ictaluridae
Gene: cep295
Product: centrosomal protein 295
Exons: 25
Coding region: 2842-6858 (1338 amino acids)
Biological process (GO): regulation of centriole replication
Cellular component (GO): centriole; centrosome; cytosol
Source: RefSeq, a predicted model, not a curated record